This is a messenger RNA of Helobdella robusta, 1212 nucleotides long. RefSeq lists its product as hypothetical. Bases 1 to 1212 code for a protein of 403 amino acids. The transcript has 6 exons. The record is from RefSeq and is a predicted model, not a curated record. Gene Ontology annotation, biological process: cell differentiation; receptor clustering; multicellular organism development. Gene Ontology annotation, molecular function: laminin binding. Lineage: Eukaryota; Metazoa; Annelida; Clitellata; Rhynchobdellida; Glossiphoniidae.
AUGACACUUUUAUUCGUUAUACUACUGCUAAAUAACGUUUUACUGUCGUAUUCGAUAAAGAAGAACUUGUUGAGUUACGAGCUCAGCCGUCGUCAAAGUGAGGAAUGUUUCGACUUAACGAUUGAAGAAAAAGUAAACAACGCGGAAUUCAUUUUUUCUGGCACUGUAAGAGAAGUUCGAUACAAUGUGGACAAGAAAGCUCAAAAAGCAUCGGUUGAAAUAAAGCGAAUAUUCAAGGGUCAGCACAAACUAACUCAAUUGUUUCUUUCCGAAAUCAAAGGAAGAUUUCUGCCGAUUGUUCACAAGGUUUGCACUGUCGAAGGACUCGGUCUCGAUGGUCUUUGUUCCAGUCACACGAGAGUUUUUGAUACCUGGCUCUUCUUCACUAAUCCCGUAGAUGACAAACUUCAGUUAAAUUCAUCGUUAGUUCGACUAUCCGUGAUGUCCAUUGCAAGUAUCGAGUCAGCCGUGGCAGACUCAGAUGAGUGCAGCGACGAUCAUUUCUGUCAGUAUAGUGAGAAGUGCGUGCGGAGUGCGGAGGGAAAAUUUGAAUGCAGGUGCCUGCAGGAGUGCAGUUUGGUUGGUGAGGCGGUGUGCGGCAGCGAUGGAGUGACCUACGUCAACGAAUGCUUCCUCAACAGGACCAUGUGCCACGCGAAGAAACAUAUUUACGUCCACAAUUUUGGACCUUGUGUUUGUAAUUUUUAUUUUUGGCAAGCAGAAACCCGCGAUCCCUGCGCUACGAUAACCUGUUAUUAUGGAUCGAAAUGUGCCGUCGAGGAGAACCAGCCCUCCUGCGUUUGUGAGGAUGACCGCAGCUGUGAGGCUUACGACGAGAAUGAAGACAUCAAUGACGUUCAGAGUCAUUAUCACAAACAUGAAUACAACUCCGUGUGUGGAGAUGAUGGUGUACAGUACAGAAACAUUUGUGAACUUCGAAAAAGGCAGUGCAUUGAACAACGAGAAAUCAACGUGAAAGUGUAUGGACUCUGCGGAGGACGUGAAUUGUGUGGUUCUGGUGGCAAUAUGGUCAGGAACGAGUGCGAGAUGCGAUGGAGUGCAUGCAGCAAGCAGGAAGACGUCUACCACGUUCACGAAAGUUACUGCGAACUGGAAGAAACUAAAAAAAUAAACUCCACACCUGUAAGCCAUGUGACCGAGAAGACAUUGAAAACUCCAGCGUUUGACGGAGAGACUUUCUGGGGCAUCUAA